AUGUCAACCACUAGUACUCUUCCUUCAGAUAUAGCAUCCACAUCAGCAUCUACACCUGCAAUGUCAGCCACUAGUACUGUUCAUUCAGAUAUAGCAUCCACAUCACCUUCCACUCCUGCAAUGUCAACCACUAGUACUCUUCCUUCAGAUAUAGCAUCUACAUCAGCAUCCACUCCUGCAAUGUCAUCCACUAGUACUCUUCCUUCAGAUAUAGCAUCUACAUCAGCAUCCACUCCUGCAAUGUCAGCCACUAGUACUCUUCCUUCAGAUAUAGCAUCUACAUCAGCAUCCACUCCUGCAAUGUCAACCACUAGUACUCUUCCUUCAGAUAUAGCAUCCACAUCAGCAUCUACACCUGCAAUGUCAGCCACUAGUACUGUUCAUUCAGAUAUAGCAUCUAAAUCACCUUCCACUCCUGCAAUGUCAGCCACUAGUCCUGCAAUGUCAACCACUAGUAUAGCAUCUACAUCACAUCCACUCCUGCAAUGUCAACCACUAGUCUCUUCCUUCAGAUAUAGCAUCUACAUCAGCAUCCACUCCUGCAAUGUCAGCCACUAG
This is a messenger RNA of Acanthosepion pharaonis, 558 nucleotides long. The record is from the annotation of a GenBank genome assembly. NCBI's taxonomy places the organism in Eukaryota, Metazoa, Mollusca, Cephalopoda, Sepiida, Sepiidae.